Molecule: messenger RNA, 1063 nt
Organism: Elaeis guineensis (African oil palm)
Lineage: Eukaryota; Viridiplantae; Streptophyta; Magnoliopsida; Arecales; Arecaceae
Product: multiple organellar RNA editing factor 9, chloroplastic
Biological process (GO): chloroplast RNA modification; cytidine to uridine editing
Cellular component (GO): chloroplast
Source: RefSeq, a predicted model, not a curated record
ACUACCCUCAAAGAUAAAACCCUAUACCCCCAUUCUCAACCUUAUCUCCAGUCUCUUCUCCCCCACCCCACCCCCACCAAUGGCAACCAUGAACUCCUCCACUCUCUCCUCCCUCAAAGCCAUAAUGGCCUCCUUGCCGACCCCUAGAAUCGCCCCGCGCGGCGCCCUUGUCCCCUCCCUCCGACCCAACCAAUUUCUUCCCCCUCUCUCGUCCCGCCACCGGCCAACCUUCCUGCCGGGGGUGCCCCGGGCCAUGGCAGUGGACGGGGAGUACUCGUCGAGGAGGAGCAGCAGCAGCGAGCCGAGGGAGACGAUCCUGCUUCCCGGAUGCGACUACAACCACUGGCUUAUCGUCAUGGAGUUCCCCAAGGACCCUGCCCCCACCCGGGAGCAGAUGAUCGAGACCUACCUCAACACCCUUGCCACCGUUCUGGGAAGCAUGGAGGAAGCUAAGAAGAACAUGUAUGCUUUUAGUACUACUACUUAUACCGGCUUUCAGUGUACUGUUUCUGAAGAGACUUCAGAGAAAUUCAAGGGAUUGCCUGGUGUUCUUUGGGUACUACCAGAUUCCUACAUUGAUGUGAAAAACAAGGAUUAUGGAGGUGAUAAAUAUAUAAACGGGGAGAUAAUUCCAUGUACAUACCCAACCUACCAACCAAGACAACGAAGUGGUUCAAAAUACCAGAGCAGAAGGUAUGAGAGACGGAGGGAUGGUCCUCCAUCCGAACGCAGAAGACCAACACAGGAAACUUCUCGGCCUGAGUCAGCUUCAUCGUGAGAUUGGUCAUUUAGUGUAUGCACCAAUGACGGGCUGGUAUACCAUGAAAUCCUGUGAUCUGUCACUACCUUAUCUGAAUUCUACUUUGAGAAGUAUCUUUCAUGAUAGAGGCAGAAUUUGCUGAUAUGGGAUGAGCUAGUCAUGUAAUAAUUCUACUUAACCAAGUCCAUUUUAUGUCAUGUACUAAUUGCAGAACUGAGAGUAUGUUAGUUAACCACACUGUCAUUACUGCUACUCAAACUUCUGUCAAUUAUUUGCGUUGGGAAAUUGAGAAGAAUUUGGAAA